UCAGGAAAACUGUCAAAACUAUAUCAGGAUUAUGGCGAAGACGGCGCAAGGUCGUCUUCUCCUGUGUGGUACGAACGCUUUCAAACCGAUAUGCAGAGAAUACAACGUGCUCAGCAGGAAUUACACGGUGGAGAAGGAGAAACCGGGUCAAGCGGUCUGUCCGUAUGAUCCUCAUCACAAUUCUACAGCCAUCUAUGUCGACGGAGACCUCUAUACCGGCACGGUGGCCGAUUUCAGCGGAAUGGACCCCAUUAUCUACAGGGAACCGCUACAGACCGAACAAUACGAUUCGAUGAGUCUCAACGCUCCCGAUUUCGUCGGAUCCAUGACCCAGGGGGACUUCGUUUAUUUCUUCUUCAGGGAGACGGCCGUCGAAUACAUCAAUUGUGGCAAGGCUGUCUAUUCUCGUGUGGCACGAGUAUGCAAGAAUGACCGAGGAGGACCACACCGUUUUCGUAAUCGAUGGACGUCCUUUUUGAAGUCCAGAUUGAAUUGUUCCGUUACCGGUGAAUUCCCAUUUUCGUUCAACGAAAUACAAUCAGCCACCGAGCUGAUCGACGGCAAGUACGGCGACGCGCAGGCGCAGCUGAUCUACGGUACGUUCACCACACCGCCCAACAGCAUCUCGGGCAGCGCUGUGUGCGCGUUCAGCCUGCAGGACAUCACCGACACGUUCGAGGGCAACUUCAAGGAGCAGCAGGCGCUGAACGCCAACUGGCUGCCCGUGCUGGGCAACAAGGUGCCCGACCCGCGGCCCGGGCAGUGCCACAACGACAGCCGGACGCUGCCCGAUCUGACGCUCAACUUCAUCAAGGCGCACUCGCUGAUGGACGAGAGCGUGCCGAGCUUCUUCGGCCAGCCGAUCGUCAUCCGAACCAGUUUCCACUACCGAUUUACACAAAUUGCAGUUGAUCCUCAAGUGAAAGUACCAGGAGGAAAAACCUACGAUGUUCUGUUCAUCGGAACUGAUAAUGGUAAAGUAAUAAAAGCUGUGAACGGUCUAUCAGCUGACUCCAGGCACGGUGUCAGGACGGUAGUCGUUGAAGAAAUCCAAGUGUUUCCGAGCCACGUGCCUGUGCGAGGAAUCAAAAUAAUGAGAGGUGCCAAAGGCGGUAAAGAUGAAGCUAGACUAGCCGUCGUGUCAGAUACCGAGGUGCAAUCUUUGAAGGUGCACAGAUGUGAUAGCAACAAAAUAUCCAGUUGCAGCGAAUGCGUCGCCCUGCAAGACCCCUACUGCGCCUGGGACAAGGUGCAGGGCAGGUGCCGAUCUCUGGGCGGCGCGGGCCGAUGGGGCGAGGCCAGCUACUUCUUCCAGAGCGUGGCGACGGGCGAACACGCGGCCUGCCCGCCGCCGCCGCCCCGGGCGGGCAAGGACGCCGGCUCGGUGGGCGGGCUGAGCUCGACCAGGCCCGAGUACGGGGAGGGGGGCGAGCGGGGGGCGCAGGGGAACGACAAGCCCGACGGGCAGGUCAUCAAUAUCGUGCAGGACAAGGCGUACGAGAGCAGCGGUCCUGCAGUGACUGCUGCCGAUGCUCUUCCCAACCAGUAUUCUGUUGAAACGCUCAUCAUGGCUGUGGUAGCAGCAUCUGUAACUGCAUUAGUAAUAGGAUUUUUUGCCGGUUACCUUUGCGGCAGAAAAUGUCACAAAGAUGAAGACGAUAACCUGCCUUAUCCAGAUACCGAGUACGAAUAUUUCGAACAACGUCAAAAUAUGAACAGCCGGAUAGCCGCCGAGCCGAAACUCCUGCCCCAAGAAGAGGUGACGUACGCGGAGCCGGUGCUGGUGCCGCAGCCGCCGCCCAAGCUGCACUCGCCCAAGGGCACGCUGCGCAAAGGCCCGCCCCACCACAACGCCGAGACGCUGUUCCAGUUCCAGCCCGACGCCGCCUACAACGGCAGAGACAGCUACCGGGGCAGAGACAACUUCGGCACGCUGCGCUCGCAUCAGUUGUUGCAGGGCGACAACAAUUACCGACGCGGCGGCAACGGUGGCAAUGGUAAUGGCGGCAACGGCGACGGUUUCGCGACCACGCGCAGCGUCAAGAAGGUCUACCUCUGA
Messenger RNA from Phaedon cochleariae (mustard beetle), 2059 nucleotides. The record is from the annotation of a GenBank genome assembly. NCBI's taxonomy places the organism in Eukaryota, Metazoa, Arthropoda, Insecta, Coleoptera, Chrysomelidae.